Cladocopium goreaui is the source of this 1656-nucleotide messenger RNA. NCBI's taxonomy places the organism in Eukaryota, Dinophyceae, Suessiales, Symbiodiniaceae. The record is from the annotation of a GenBank genome assembly.
AUGCCGAAACGAGUGGAUGACAGUGACGAUUCCAGCAUCGAAGAGAUUCGAUCAAAUCCCCAGGCUUUCAACCUUCAAGUUACUUUGGGAGAGGCAUUGGUGACUCCCCCAGCCCGUCAUGAACGUGGAGCCGCCUCGUCUGCCACACGUGCUGGGUUGUCCGGCAGCCUGGCAAGCUCUUCGAGACCUGAGUCAUCACCUGGUCCUUCUCACAGCCUGCCUGCUCGUUUUUCUGAGUCAGACAGCUCAGAGAAGAAGAAGAAGGACUUAAAAUGUAGAAAAAAUGAGACCACGAAGAAGGCUGAGAAGAAAGUCCAGAAACACCACACCAAAGAUAAGAAGAAGGACAAGAAAAAAAAACUAGCGGAUGAUGAUGAAGCUGCUAGCGACCCCCCGUCUCUUUCCGAACAUCGUCCUUUGGAUGGUGAUGAUGAUGAUGCUGAUGGGGAUGGUCCUCCUGGGGUCCUUGAGGGUUCAUGUCCCAAAGACCCCAAACCUACCAAGAAGCCUGCUGCAAAGGGUACAGGAGCGACUCGUAGGCCCAGCAAGCGUCCUGCCAGCAAGAAGCAUGACGACGGCUGUGACACCGAGCCAGCGCAGGAUGGCAAGGCAUCCAUCCAGGAAUGCAUUGACAUGUUGGACCCUCCAGAGGUUUCCCAGCCAUGCAUGCCGGGCACGUACGUCCCUGUGACUCCCGACAAUCAGGAGACUCCAAAGUAUGAUGGUGCUUUGGAAGGUGAUUCCCUACUUUUGGACCCCGAGGAGAAAGCCGAUGCCCCAGCCAAAGAAGACAAGGAGAACCCCGGCAGAAAGGGCCAACUACGAAGGUUGAGAAAGUGCCUUAGUUUCGAUGAGGUGGACACUGCUGAUGGAGAGCUCUCCGGAGCAGCGGAAGCACUUUCCAAAGAGAAGGAAUCUGUGGAGAAGUUCCUCAACGAACAUGUGGCUAUGGCAUGUGAAGACAGCCUCUCAGCCGAAAGAGAAGCUGAUAGGCUGAUCGCCAAGUUGUUGGAAAAGCCUGGAUGUCAUGAAGAACCUGGAGAAGAACUCGCUGAAAAUAUCACACCCACUGUGGCAGAAAUGACUCCUGACAAAGCUCCACUUUCGCCAACUUGGAGCCUCUCUCCCGAAGCGCAGUUCAAACCUCCCAGGGCCAACCGACCUGUGCAAGCCCCAAAGCCACGGUCCACCGCAGCCAAGUCAGCCCCGAAGAGCAAGCCUACUUCAAAGGAGAACCGCGACCCGAACAAGGGAAAGGAUGACAACAAGAAGAAGGCCCCCACCAAGACUGAGAAGAAACUUGAUGGGAAGAACCUGCCUGCCGACGAGUUGGACCCGACCAACACCAGUGAGAAACCAGCUGCCAAAGUUCCUGGCAGGAAGAGAGGUAGGGUGCCUACAGAGACCGUUGAGAAGACUCCUUCCGGCAGUUCUGUGACCAAGAAGGGCAAACGUGCCAAGAAGGACGCAGACAAAGGUGCUGAGGAUGACAAAGACAAGGACACCAACUCUGACAAGAAAGACACGGCCGUCCCAGAGAUGGAAGAGGAGAAGCCAAAGGAGAUGGGAGAGGAGAUGAAAGAUGAAGAUGUGAAGGUCUACGCGGACGGAUGGACCGAUUUGUUAUUGAAGAAGAAGUUGCACUCAGUGCCCUAG